AUGAGCAUCAGGACGCCACCCACACUGCAGCAUCUAGCCCUGCAAAGCCUACUGAGUAAAGAGUCCCAGGCCAUCUCGGUGCUGGAAGAUCUGCCGGUGCUGCUGUUCCCCCCACUCUUCAUGGAGGUCUACGCACAGGGCCGCACAGAGGUGCUGAAGGCCAUGGUGCAGGCCUGGCCCUUCCCCUGCCUUCCCCUGGGGGACCUGGCAGAGUCACCAGACCUGGAGACCUUCAAAGCUGUCCUGGAUGGGCUUGAUCUGCUGCUACUUGCCAAGAAGGAGCGCCCCAGGCGGUGGAAACUGCAAGUAGUCGAUCUGCGGAAAGCACACCCUGAGAUCUGGAUACGGGGAUACCCCUCCAUGGCGCAAAUCUCCACUCCAGAUGUCCUGACUGAAAGGCCAACAGACAGUCGCCUUUCAGCUGGGACUGAAGAGCAGCCCUUGAUCCUCGCCAUUGACCUGACCAUCAGAGAUGGCACCCAGGAUGCUUUCCAAGCCUACCUCCUCCAGUGGGCCAGGAAGAGGAAAGGACGAGUCCAGCUGUGCUCAACCAAGCUGCAGAUUCUGUCUGGCUCCAUCUACAAAAUCCAGAAGGCUCUGCAUGCGGUGCGCCUGGACUCCAUCCAGGAACUGGUGGUGAACAAUUUCUGGCAUCGAGAAACCAUGAGAAAAUUCGCUCCUUCCCUGGACCAGAUGAGGAACCUUUGCCUGCUCACCUUCUCCAAGAUGAGUGUCGACUUGUAUACUUCCAGCCGCCGGAAUCUCUGGUAUUCCGGCAAAUAUGCGGUGCAUCUGGGGCAGCUGCAGCAUCUCCAGGAGCUUCUGGCCGGCACCCUGGAGACCCUGGCCUUGGAGCACUGUGACAUCACUGACGCACAGCUCUCGGCCAUGCUGCCUGCCCUGAGCCAGUGCUCCCAGCUGCGCUUCCUCAGCUUCUAUGGAAACCACAUCUCCGUGGCCGCCCUGCACAACCUGCUGCGCCACACUGCCAGGCUGGGCCAUUUAAGCCGAGGUCUCUACCCGGCCCCUCUGGAGAGCUACCGCCCUCCACACUGGGGCCUAGGGAGCCUCGACCCCGAAAGAUUUGCCCAGGUUCGGGCUCGCUUGGAGCAGGCCUUGAGAGACGCGGGGCCAAACCAGAAGGUCCAGAUCUGUACUGAUUUCUGUCAUCGCCGGCAAAAGGGCCAAUUCUACAGCCUGGGGCCCGAUGGCUCCUGGAUGCUCACCCACGAGGGGCUUCCUAGCCUUUCUGAUCUGCCUGUGUAG
Molecule: messenger RNA, 1266 nt
Organism: Dipodomys spectabilis (banner-tailed kangaroo rat)
Lineage: Eukaryota; Metazoa; Chordata; Mammalia; Rodentia; Heteromyidae
Product: PRAME family member 20-like
Exons: 2
Coding region: 1-1266 (421 amino acids)
Biological process (GO): positive regulation of cell population proliferation; negative regulation of apoptotic process; negative regulation of cell differentiation
Cellular component (GO): cytoplasm
Source: RefSeq, a predicted model, not a curated record